Schistosoma turkestanicum is the source of this 2872-nucleotide messenger RNA. NCBI's taxonomy places the organism in Eukaryota, Metazoa, Platyhelminthes, Trematoda, Strigeidida, Schistosomatidae. The record is from the annotation of a GenBank genome assembly.
UAGAAUUUUUAGGGCGCCGGUUUUGUAUGUAUGGGUGCCAGUUGUGUUUCUACUGUAAAGUCCCAGGAUGCCAAAGUCUUUCCGCUAUGAUCUGUGUGACGAUCGUUUAACUACCCGUCAGUAUGAAUAUAGUACUAAUACUUACGAUGGAAGUUAUCAGGCUCGAGAUGAAUAUUCAAGAAAACAAAAAAAGCAUUACCAUCACUCUAAAGAACAUGGUGACCACACAACUAAAUAUUCCAGUCACAAACAUAAAAGAGCAAGUGACUGGUCACCUGAAACCUCUCCAAAUGAUGUCCCAAAAAGAAAGAAAAAGCAUAAAAGACGUUCUCGUAGUCACAGUAGUGACAAAAAACUUCGUGUUUCUAGGCACCAUUCUCCAGAAUGUACGGACAUCAGUUCCUUUAAAUUUCGAUCAAGUCUUAUGUCGGAACUGUCAAAACACCAUAACUUUAAGGAGAAAAUUUUAAAGGCUCAAAACGUUCAUGAGACACAUGAGGUCGAUCACUUUCGUCAAAUUUCAGUUGAACGUGAUGUGAAACAGUCAAACAUAAAGUGUCCCGAUGCUCCGAGAUCUGAAUCUUCCUUAAUCCCAUUAGAUGAGAUAGCUUUACCACCAGAACCAAGCAAAAAGCUAUCUAGUUCGGUUACGUCCUGUAACAACACACCAGUAUCGAAAGAUACGGCAGUGCAAGAACCAUUCAACCCUAAUCAAAACAUAAAAGAUUCACAUGGUGUGGAUAUACCGCAAACUUCUAAGCCAUCAAAAACACAUCAGUUACCCUUACCUACGGAAAAUCUACCUGAGAGUAAAAAACCAUCUAUUACGGAGCUACCGUUACCUCCUGGCUUUGACAGCACUAAUCUAGAUACCAUCCUUCCUAAUAAGUCUCCAAAGCAUUCCGUCCCUGGGUCGAUAGGGAGACCUCUCAUCAGGCAAAGGAUAACUAAGCGUCCCAAAAUUUGCGCACUUAGAAGCAAAAGUCGCAAUAACAAGACGUGGGGAGAGCGUUCCGUGACGGCUUUUGACACGCUCAUUCAAGUUGGUGAAGGUACUUAUGGGCAUGUCUAUAAAGCAAGAGAUAAAAUCACUGGUGAAUACAAAGCAUUGAAAAAAGUUAGGCUGGAGAAUGAAAGGGAAGGAUUUCCCAUAACCGCUGUUCGAGAAAUAAAAAUACUUCGCCAACUCAGACACCCUAACAUUGUUAAUUUAUGUGAAAUUGUUACUGACAAAGACGAUCCUACAGAUUUUAAAAAGGAUAAAGGUGCUUUCUUCUUAGUUUUCGAUUAUAUGGAUCAUGAUCUUUAUGGUAUCUUAGAGUCUGGAUUGGUGACUUUCAGUGAACAGCAUAUCGCUUCCUUGAUGAAACAGCUCCUAGAUGGCCUUAGUUUUUGUCAUGAUAGACACUUCCUUCAUCGUGACAUCAAAUGUUCUAACAUAUUGAUUAACAACAAAGGACAGCUUAAGUUAGCCGAUUUCGGACUGGCACGUUUGUAUAUCGCCGGAGAUAAAGAAAGACCAUACACGAAUAAAGUAAUAACUUUGUGGUAUCGACCACCGGAAUUACUGCUUGGUGAAGAGAGAUAUGGUCCAGCCGUCGACAUAUGGUCUUGCGGAUGCAUUUUAGGAGAAAUGUUUACUCGUCGACCAAUGUUUCAGGCUAGUGAAGAAGUUGAACAGUUAGAAGUUAUAUCACGAAUCUGUGGGUAUCCAGAUCCAGCUAUAUGGCCUAAUGUCGAAAAAUUACCUUUUUAUUCAACAAUUAAACCUAAAAAGAUGUACAGACGCAGACUUCGGGAAGAAUAUCAUAUCAUCCCACCACAUGCUGUAGAUCUCCUCGAUCAUAUGCUUCAGCUGGAUCCCCAAAGGCGAUGCAGUGCACGUGAAGCUCUGGGGUCGCCGUGGUUACGGAAUAUCGACCCAACAAAAAUCUCUCCACCCAGACUUCCCGUUGACCAAGAUUGUCAUGAAAUGUGGAGCAAGAGAAGACGACGGAUGUUGCGUCAUGAGCAAGAAGUAAAGACUCAAAAAAUGGGCUCCGAAACAUCCACUUCCAGGUUUCCAGCCGUCACAUCUCGCACUUCCAUAGUCGAUGCCAAUUCUGUUUCAAAUGGGCCAUCUCUAAACAAAAUAUAUUCCGAAGGCAGUAGAUCUGGGUCAUUUAAACAAAGCAUUCCAAGCAAACACGGUAGUGACGAAUUCCCAAACAGUAGUUUCAAUUCAGACCAACUUCGCCAUCCUCCAAUCUCUGCAAAUCCUACCGAUCCCACCACUAGUCUUAAAAAUCAGCUACGGGACUUAUUGGCAGAUUUUGCAGACUCUGGGAUAGACCGUUUUAAAGAGUCCAUCACUGAAGCGCUAAAAGCAAAUCCUAAUUUACUAAAGGGAAUGCAGGAAUUACUUGGUCCUAGUGACCCGAGUGAAAAUGCUUCAGCUGUUCUCGCAUAUAUUUUAUCGUUGUUGGCAGAUUUAAGUAGUCAGAGCUCAACUGUUAUGGAGAUGAGUGAUGCUAGUAUCCAGACUGCAUCUUCACAAAUCCAUCCUCAACACUUGCCACGUAAUCCAAAUAAUCAAUUAACCUAAUAUUACCACUACUGCCGCCACUACAGCUCUUUCUGAAGAUUCCAGUAUUUUCUGAUGUGGAAGUCAACCCUAUUGUGUGCAUUAUAUAUAAAUAUUUCAGUUUUGUUGUAUUUAAGCUGUAAAAAAAAAAUGAAAUGCUUUAUUGUUUUUGUCAUGUUUAUUUAAAUGAUGUGCUGUUUUUAGAAAGAUAAUGUAGAUAUGAAAACAGACACUUGUGAUAGACAUUAUUCGAAACUUAAUUUUUUACUGAUAAAAUAUUGACUUAAAAAUACAUGUUGUUGCCUGAUA